This is a messenger RNA of Aspergillus ochraceoroseus IBT 24754, 1776 nucleotides long. RefSeq lists its product as uncharacterized. The coding region runs from base 1 to 1776 and encodes 591 amino acids. The transcript is spliced from 2 exons. The record is from RefSeq and is a predicted model, not a curated record. NCBI's taxonomy places the organism in Eukaryota, Fungi, Ascomycota, Eurotiomycetes, Eurotiales, Aspergillaceae.
AUGUCCUAUAAUCGUGUUAUUCAAGAUUCUGACGACGACGAUGAUCCUCUGGAGCUUGUCCCCGGCCCGCCAGACUGCAUGCCAGUUAUGAAUGGUGAUGAUAUACACUUCGAACCCCAGGAUGUUGGUCAUGGAUCACAUAUCGGUGUAAAUUUUGAUGAAUUCAUUCAGUCGCAAGAUGCGGCACAUGCGACCAUGACUGCUUCCCAGCAGCAAAGGGAAGAAAGAUGGAUACCGGAUGUGGGUAAGGGUGGCUCAAUUGGAACAAUGAUGACCGAAAUCGGUCUUGCGCAGCAACGGCUUUUCGACGAUGACCAAGCGCAGUUCGCCUAUCCGGAAGCCCCGCAUUUACAGCAAGAUACGACAGUUGUGUACGGGCAGGAUCCGAACCUAGGGGUUGGACCGGAUCAAGGUGGAUUUGUUCAAGAGACGAACACAUUCCCACAGCCAGCCCCAAGCGAUGACUGGUCACAAUCAGCGCCUUCAUAUAAUAUCUUCGAAUCGUCAUUACGCACCUCCUCUUAUCCACUAGAUAGAGCUGAUUUUCUCCCUGGCUCAGAGGUCACUGUUCGUACUGCAGCUCUACAGAAUACCUCUCCACGACGAUGUGCUUCCAUGCAUGUGGCAAUCUCUUCGCCCCACGAUACAGAGCCGUUUUCAUCCGUUAUAUCCCCGAAAGCUUCAAGAGCCAAAAGUGACAACUUUAGCGUUAAUGCCGUGCAGCCGUCACCGGCUAGUAUCGACGAACUAGCCUUACCAGUGGCUAUCGAGAUUCCGCAGAAGGUUGAGAAACGAGGGCGUAAGAAGAAGCAACAGCAGCAGGUUAUUCUAGACCAUGAUGAGGACGACGAGCUCUCCUAUCCGAAAGUCCAAGAUCCCCCUCCUAACAAACCUGAGAAGCGCAAACCAGGGAGACCCCCCAAAACUCCUCAGUCGGUUCCUUUGCCCAGUAGAAAGGAAGAUGGGGCAACUUUAGGAGAGGCAAAUUCUACAAUUGAUGGCUCAAUUGGGACUUCCAUACCCUCACCUCAAAUCAUCGUCGAUGAAUCGAACACUAAGAGUCAUCCCCCAAUUGCCGUACUCGCAGCGACGGAAGGUCCCUCAAUAGAAAUCCUCGCGACGACACCCACCAGAGAAACCAAAAAGAAGAAACUGAAACGCGGCAAAACCACCUCCGCAGUGCUCACGAAAACAUACGAAUCGGAUGUCGAAGACGAUGUAAUCUGGGUAGAUGAAAGACCCGUGAUGCUCUCAGCUCACAUGGAUCAACAACCAGCUCUCAAUCUACCCGAGACAACCAACAGCAAUCAAAGGAACGAACAGGGGCCUGCCCCAGAACCAGCCCCCGCUCCCAAGAAGCGCGGCCGGAAAAGAAAGCAGACAUCAGAACAACUAGACGAAGAAACAAACACAACCAAUCAGCACCAAGAACAACCUAUUAUUCUACAAGAAGCAGACGCGGAACACCCCCUAGAGAACACCAACACCAACACUACCACCUCCACAGGUUUAUCCAUUGUCUUCGAAUCCACCUCCAAACCCACCGACCCCGAAACCCUCGAACCCCCAUUCAUCACCAGCACCAACCCCAGAGAAUCCACCGAACCAUCCCAACCCCCCGAAACCCCUAAGAAAUCCGCAGGCCCUCAGACCCCUUUAGGCAAGGGCCCAAGACAGCAGCACAGUCCUAUCUCUUCAACCACCAAGGUACCGUACCGUGUCGGACUGAGUAAAAGGGCGAGAAUCGCGCCGCUGCUGAAAAUUAUCAAACGAUGA